This is a messenger RNA of Lolium rigidum, 2291 nucleotides long. RefSeq lists its product as uncharacterized. NCBI's taxonomy places the organism in Eukaryota, Viridiplantae, Streptophyta, Magnoliopsida, Poales, Poaceae. Gene Ontology annotation, molecular function: protein binding. Bases 1 to 1311 code for a protein of 436 amino acids. The transcript has 2 exons. The record is from RefSeq and is a predicted model, not a curated record.
AUGUCCUCCGACCACACGACGGCCUCCCAAUCGCCGCCCCCAAACGCCGGCGCUUCUACGCCGCUCCCGGAGGCCGAGGCCCCUCCUCUGCUCCUGCUCCCGCUCCCGCUCCCGGAGGCGCAUGCGUCCCUACCCGUCCCCGACGAGCUCCUGGAGGAGAUCUUCCUCCGCCUCCCCACCGCCGCCGACCUCGCCCGCGCCUUCACCUCCUGCACCUCCUUCCGCAACGUCGUCGCUCCCCUCUCCUUCCUGCGCCGCUUCCGCUCCCUCCACAACCCCCCCGUGCUCGGCUUCCUCCGUGCCGAAUUCUACCCCGCGCAGUCUCCCCACCCCUCCGCCGCUGUCGCCCACGCCCUCGCGCAGGCCGCCGACUUCGGCUUCGGCUUCCUCCCCGACCACGCCGGCUGGAGCCCCCGCGACGUCCGCCACGGCCGCGUCCUCUUCUCCGCCGUCUCGCUCGCCGAAGGCCGCGGCGACUUCAUAGAUGCCACCUCCAACACCUUCGUGGAUCUCGUCGUCUGCGACCCGCUCUCCCGCCGCUACAUCCGGAUCCCGCCCGUCCCCGAAGACCUGGCCGCCUCCGUCCAGCACAGCGGCAUGCUGGAUUUCGAGCCCUUCUUCGCUCCAGCCAGCCGCGAGGACGACGAAUCCUCAUUCGGACUCAUCUGCAAGGUGCUCUGCGAAAACAAGGUCGCCGUCUUCCUCUUCUCUUCGCGCACCGGCAAAUGGGGAAGCGUCCCACACCACGGGCUGGACGAUCUGUCCAACGAGGUCGUGGACGCGCUGUACGCACGCUGUGGCCUGCACCGGCGCCAUUACGCGCACGGCUGCUUCUGCUGGGUGUUAGAGUGGAUGGACAAGCUGCUCAUGCUCGACACGCGUGGGAUGGAAUUCUCCAUUCUAGACCUCCCGCCCAACAGCCACGGGGGACGGCUCGCCAUUGUCGAGGCGGGAGAAGACACGAUCGGGCUGUUGAAUAUCGGUAUGCGCACUCUCGACUUCUACAGCAAGGUUUGCCGCAACAGAAGUGGAGGAGGCGCCAAGGAGUGGCAGCACGCCACGAUGAACCACCCCUUGCCGAAUUAUCACUGGUGCAUCAUAGGUGCAGAUGAGGAGUACUUGCUGCUAAGAGGGAUUUCACUAGACUGGCCCUGGUUCGGAAGCUCUUCACAGGAGAGGCCAGAUAUAGAGUAUUUCGCGUUUGAGAUCAAGACAUCGCUGCUUGAGAGGAUACAUGUCUCCAAGCACAAAAUGAUGCAUGCUCACCUGUAUAGAGGUUUUCCACCGUUAUUUUCUCCACCAAGUAUAUGAAGUGUGCUCUUGUUACACAUCCAGCAGGAUUUAUCAAGGGGGAAAACACUGGAUAUCAACAUCUGUAUGAUGACUUGACUAUAAUAGAAGACACCAGUCACUACUGACACUGAGGUGAAUGGGAGCUAAGGACCAUUUUUUUGGUUUUGAGAGAGAGGGAGCUGAUGAGUUCGGAAAGGUUGAACUUGAACAGUGGGAUUUCCUCAUGAAUGAGUUGCACGAAAAACAUGGUCUAAACCUCUAUACGGCAAGAUUAAUUUGGUGGUUCAUCCAAGAAUAUGGAUGUUUGGAAGGGCAAAUUGCCUCUGAAAUAUCAUGACCUUCCAGACAGUAUUCUGAUGGCAGUUCAGUUGGCACAUAGGCACUGGCCAGGAAAUAUUGAGUUUCUCUGUGAAGCGAAGGAGAAUGCCAAUCACGGUAUCUUUAUUUGUGGGCUAACUUAGAAGUUUUUUUUUUAUGGAAUAGACAGUUCAUUUUCCUUUAUAGUUUUUUCUACGACCUGACUACGCCUGGGAGGAAUGGAGCUGAAGGGGAACCUGGUGAUUGGAUCUGGUGUUCGUGUUGGAGACUUUAACCUGGACUUUGUGGAGCAUUUGGCGUAAAAUGUCUAUGGAGAGAACUAAUAAAGGCCAAUACUUGUUGCAUAAGCAGAAGCUGAGAUCCUGGCUGGAUUAUGUGAUCAAGCUGCUCUUGUGGGGAAGGCAAAAUGGCUUGACAGGAAGCGGUCAUCUAAUUUUGUCCCGAAGUCUUUAGUUUGCGGUUCUGCAGUGUGAUCUUGUUGGUAUACUCUACUGGUAUAGAUGUGGCUUUAUUCUGUUUUUCAUGCUUGCGUGUUGUGGGUCUCUGAACUUGUUUCUACUGGUAUAGACAUCAGCUACUGCUCCCCGUGAUGACAUCGACCUGUAGUUUGAUUAGCUACUGUUUGUCCAAUUGCAUUCCUGUAAAGAUGGAAAGAAAUAAUGAACUGAAUCUUUUUAUAA